AUGCCUGCCACUGUGAAGAGAACCAACAGCAUACGCGACAGUCCAGGGCCUGAGUCGUCUCGUGUGAACAAGAGAGUCAAGAAAACCGCCAGUUUUCAAAUGGAAGAGGUGGAGCAGUCAGACGACGAGGAAGAUGGAGUGCCAGGCAUGGAAGAUUCGCAAGAUCUUCUAAUUGGAAACGACGACGAUGACGAUGACGAUGACGAUGAGGAGGAAGAGGAAGAGGAAGAGCAAAUGGACGAGGGCGACAGAAAUGUAAACGACAUUAUCCAGAAGGGCCCUAGACGUAACAUGGGGAACUUGGAUGAUCUCAAUUUCAACAAAAUGGAAGUCAACGAGGCUGGUACCAUCUCUCGUGUGGAGUGCGUCAAUUUCAUGUGCCAUAAGUUUUUGCAGAUUGAUCUUGGACCCAAAAUCAACUUUAUCAUCGGUCACAACGGAAGUGGUAAGAGUGCCAUCUUGACUGCCAUCACAGUUGCACUAGGUGCAAACGCAAGUGCAACCAACCGUGGUAAAUCAGUCGGCUCGUUCAUCAAGGAGGGAACAAGUGCUGCUAUCGUCACUAUCCACCUCACUAACAAUGGGCCCAAUGCCUAUCGACCUGACAUCUACCCUGAGCGCAUUAUUGUUGAACGUAGAAUCAAUAAGGAGGGUGGAUCUCCAUACAAAAUCAAGAACAAGUCAGGCCGUGUUAUUUCCACCAAGAAGGAGGAUUUGGUUGCCAUCCUGGAUCACUUGAAUUUGCUGGUCAACAAUCCGCUCACCAUGUUGACCCAAGACAUGGCGAGAAAGUUCCUGAGCGAUAGUUCUGCUGAGGACAAGUACAAACUGUUCAUGCACGGCACCCAAUUGACUCAACUUCAGAAUGACUUUACAAUCAUCCGCGAAAGUCUGGAGACAGCUUCAAACACACUCAAGAGAAAGAAGGAAGGUCUAUCGAGUUUGCAGGUCAAAGCAGCUGAAGCUCAGAGAAAGUACCAAGACAUGGAAGCAGCCAAGGAGGUGGAGAGCAAGAUUGACGAAUUAAACAACGAGCUGGUUUGGUCUCAAAUCAUCCGCAAGGAAAAGGAGAGAGAUGCCAAUGAAAAGCAGAUGAACGAACUCCAGCAUGAGCUAGACAACAUUAGAGAAGCACAGGAUUAUUACAAACAACAAGUGCAUACAGCAGACACUCAUAUUCUGGCUAUCAAUGAAGAGUGGGACAAGUUUAGAAACGAGCUGAACCCUGAUGAAGAAGAAAGGAAUCAAUUGAUCCAACAAAAGGCUGAAGCAGAUAUGCAGAUAUCGACCUACAUUAGUGAUCUCAAUGAAAUUAAUAGUCAGAUCAAGGUGACAAAAACAGCCAAACAGAGCCAUCAAAAGCGACUAGAUGAGGAAACUGAAAAGAUGGAGGCCUCUAGUCGUCUCAAGCGCAAUGAAAUUCUUGACGAAAUCAAGCAUUUGGAGAAAACAAUGGCUGAAAAGGUCGUUAAAGCCAAAAAUUUCGACAACGAAGUGCAAGAAUUGCAAUCCAAGAUUACGCAGAUGGAGGAAGGCAAGAGAAACCUGGAGCGCGAAAUUAGUCAACAUCGACACCAUAGAGAGGAGGCAACCAAACUCAAGCGAGACAUGGAGCAUCAACGUGGUGACAGAAUGAGAGCGUAUGGUCCUCGUAUGCCUGAAGUCUUGCAAUCUAUUCGCAGAGAAACACGCUGGGAGAAGAGGAGGCCUGUGGGUCCAUUUGGUGCCACUCUGGAGUUGCUGAAACCCGAAUUUGCCACUGUUCUAGAAGGCGUGCUCAACAACUCUUUAAAUGCCUUUGUAGUCGAGACGUUCAAGGACAGAGAGACACUCGACAAGAUCCUUGCUGAAAACCAGAUGAGAAACGUUUCCGUGUUUGUAUCUGACUAUGACAUCUUUGACUACAGCUCUGGCGAGCCUGAUUCCCAAUAUCUCACCGUGCUCCGUGCCCUGAAAUUCAACGAUGAAUGGGUCAAGCGUCAACUCAUCACUACCAACAAGAUUGAAAAGAUGCUGCUCAUGUAUAACCGUCAAGAAGCCGAUGACCUCAUGUUCAAAGGCCCUCCUCGCAACGUUGAUCUGUGCUUUACUAAAGAAGGCUACAAAGUCGGUGGCAAGCGUGGUAUGAAGACCGAGUCUGUUGAUUCCUAUCGAGGAGCACCUCGCUUCCAGAAGGACAUUGACAGAGCCAUUGCCCUCGAAGAAAAGAGAGUUCAGGAGGCACUUAAGCUGGAAAACGAAAAGAAAGAAACAUACAAAAGAGUAAGCAAAGAGUGCAGAGAUCUUGAGCAACAAAAGAAAGAUUGCCUCAAAUGUUUGCAAGGCGUCAAGAGAGAAAUUGCAGGCUUGGAAAGCACCAUCAGUCAAAAGAAGGAGGCACUCAAGGAGGAAGAUCCUGUCGAUUUGAAGAUUUUCCACGACGACAUCAAAGAGUGCGAGGAAAAAAUUAAGCGAUACGCCGGCCAAUUCAGCGUCAUUACCAACUCUCAAGCUCAGGUCAGAGAAACGCUGGCAGAAAUCAAGAGAAAGUUACAAGCAAUUAUGACCAGAGAAGCAAGUAGACGCAACCAGUCAGACGAGUUUCGAAACAAAGUGGGCAAGAUUGAGCAGCAAAAAUCACGGGUCGUGGCACGCUUAGAGGAACUCAAUGUCAAGGCACAGACCGUAAAAGUCCGUCUCGAGAGAAGCAAAAAUCUGUGGUUGGAGAGUUCUCGCAUGGUGGAAAGCUGGAUCGCUCAAAGUGCUGAAGACUAUCCGGACCGUAUUGAAACCAGUAGAAGUCCUGCCACUAUUGAAAAGGAUAUCAAACACCAUGAGGGCAUUGCGCAAGAAACGGAGGAACGACAUGGCAUGACGCUUACUCAAGCACAAGACCAGAUGUAUGCUGCAUUAAAAGAAUAUGACGAGGCCAAGAAGACCAUUGAGGGCCUGAGAAAGGUCCAAAAAUGCAUUAGCAAGAUGCUUACCCAACGUCAGGAAAAGUGGGACGCCUUUAGACAGUACAUUUCUCUUGCAGCCAAGAGCUACUUUGGUUACUACCUUCAUUUGCGCGGUGAUGAUGGCUCUCUUCGAUUCAACCAUCAGCUCAAGAGACUUGAGAUUCGUGUUGCUACAGGCGAUCAAUUCAGCAAGGGUACUCGCCAAAAAGAUUCUCGUUCGCUAUCUGGUGGUGAAAAGUCCUUUUCUCAAAUCAGUUUGCUAUUGUCCUUGUGGCAGAGUAUCUCGUCUCCACUUAUUUGUCUAGAUGAAUUCGAUGUGUUUAUGGAUGCUGUCAAUCGUAAGCAGACCAUGAGCAUGAUUAUGAACGCCGCAUGUGAUAACACAUCACAAUACAUUCUUAUUACUCCUCAAGAUGCGAGUAACAUGGAACCAGGACCUUAUAUCACCGUUCACAGAAUGGCAGAUCCUGAUCGCGCUUCUUGA
Molecule: messenger RNA, 3423 nt
Organism: Mucor velutinosus
Lineage: Eukaryota; Fungi; Mucoromycota; Mucoromycetes; Mucorales; Mucoraceae
Exons: 6
Coding region: 1-3423 (1140 amino acids)
Biological process (GO): double-strand break repair via homologous recombination
Cellular component (GO): nucleus; Smc5-Smc6 complex; site of double-strand break
Molecular function (GO): single-stranded DNA binding; damaged DNA binding
Source: RefSeq, a predicted model, not a curated record